Molecule: messenger RNA, 717 nt
Organism: Penicillium diatomitis
Lineage: Eukaryota; Fungi; Ascomycota; Eurotiomycetes; Eurotiales; Aspergillaceae
Exons: 1
Coding region: 1-717 (238 amino acids)
Source: RefSeq, a predicted model, not a curated record
AUGAAAACUUCUGACGAACGAAACCCCUUUGAUGCUACUGUAGCUUGUAUGCUGAGCAUCUUCACUUUGGGCUACUUUUCCAUAUUCCUGUGUCAAUUCAUCAUUUUCCGCUUUCCUGCUACCCAAGAAUACAUCCCCAUGGCUCUAUCGAUGAUUGCAUUCGGCAGCGGCGUCAUACUCUGGAGUUUGUGUGUUUCCUCUCACCAAGCGUUUAACGUAUUUGAGGUUCGCACAGCUCAGGAACAAAAGAACAUCACCUGGUGUGGCCUAUUGUUCCUUAUUUGGACAGCAGCUCUUCCCACGAUUGUGAUUCUCUUUCCCGCACAGCCCCUUCUGCAGUUGGGAUAUGUGAUUGUUUUCACUAUCAUAGCCCUGGGGAAUUUGCCGGAGUACGCAGCCGCAGAUAAGACGGUUACCGAAACCCCGCCCCCUCGAUUACCGAUUCAUAUGAUCUGUGUCGUUCUAUUGGCAUUAGUUCCAACCGUGCAUGCGCUUGCAGAGCCCGUCACUACGAGCUCAUCUUUGGCGACUGCUUUUGGGCGUUUCGUACUCAGCAGCACAUUGGGCGCCGCUGUUUACCUCUUCGAACCGUUCGAGAAAAUCAUUGUCACGUCAAACUGGAACCCAAGUCUUCAUAUCAUGCAUUUGAUCCUCGUGUUCAGUCUCAUCUCAUAUUCUCGUGUUGUAUUCGACGAAGUGGCAUCGCGAAUGUCUUGA